Aspergillus oryzae RIB40 is the source of this 315-nucleotide messenger RNA. RefSeq lists its product as uncharacterized. NCBI's taxonomy places the organism in Eukaryota, Fungi, Ascomycota, Eurotiomycetes, Eurotiales, Aspergillaceae. Bases 1 to 315 code for a protein of 104 amino acids. The record is from RefSeq and is a predicted model, not a curated record. The transcript is spliced from 2 exons.
AUGAAGGAGAUCUCCCCGAUCCACUCGUCACCUAUCACUCAAAACCCAUUCGUACCGUCACCUUCACGCCUCCUCUCUUUCUUCCCUUUUUUUUUACCUUUUUCCUUCUUUCAACUUCCCGUCAGCCCCAGAGUAACACAUUUCGCACGUUUUGUCAAUCAUGUGAUGAUCCACGUCAAGGGCACCAGCCCCGAGGAACACCUGAUUGAUGAGUUUGACAAGAGUCAGAAAACAGAAACUGGAAUGGAAGAGAUGAUUGACGGGGGAAGAGGGCCGGUGGCUCGGCUUAUUGUCACGUUUCUAAAAGCCCUGUAA